Leptinotarsa decemlineata (Colorado potato beetle) is the source of this 680-nucleotide messenger RNA. RefSeq names its product Juvenile hormone binding protein 2 (gene Jhbp2). Gene Ontology annotation, biological process: multicellular organismal reproductive process. NCBI's taxonomy places the organism in Eukaryota, Metazoa, Arthropoda, Insecta, Coleoptera, Chrysomelidae. The record is from RefSeq and is a predicted model, not a curated record.
CAGCGACGGUCACGGUCAGUGCCACUGAAAGAGGUCAGUCAUCGUCAAGAAGUUGGUUGGUUCCGUAGAUAGAAUGAAAAAGUUUUUAAUUCUUGGUGUGUUUUUUUGUGCUAUACAGUGCGUUUUCUCUCAGAGGCCUUACUUCAUCAAGAAAUGCUACAAAGACGAUGAAGCUGUUAACACAUGUCUUAGGCAAUCUACGAACUUCCUCAUUGCUAACAUCAGAAGGGGCAUUCCAGAACUAGAUAUAUAUGAUCCAGAACCCAUUAUCAUAGAUGAGAUUCAGCUAGCUUUAGGUUCAGGUCCAGAUGGAUAUCGAGCCACUUUUAGGAAUAUCGAAGCCUAUGGAGUCAGUAAUAUCAGUGUUGUUGGUGUGAGAUCAGAUAUCGAGACUGGCCAGUAUCAGUUGACCAUGUAUAUACCAAAAAUAAACGUUAGAGCAAAAUAUGAAUCUAGUGGAGUACUCAUUUUAAUCCAAGCAACCGGUGGUGGAAAUUACUGGGGAGAAUAUGAGGCUGCAUUAAACUUGUUCAUCAAUUCCAAUAGUCAAGAGCUUCUGAGAGAGAUGAAACCCCACGUGAAGAAGAAGCUGUUGAUUCUCAUAAGGGAUUUCGCUGAUAAGUUAUUCAAUUAUGUACCUUAUGACGAGUUCUUAGAAUAGAUUAGCCAUUUAUUUAUUA